AAGCCAUCUUCGAUGGCGUUUAAUUCACCUCCAUCUCUAUAUAACACUCCCACCUCUUACCUGAGUCUGCUACUACUACUGAUUACCUUUCUCAGCUUCAACAAUGGCGAUGGCUUUCAAGAUGGCGACGACGGGGAUGUGGGUGACGGACGAGUGCAAGAACUCGUUCAUGGAGAUGAAGUGGAAGAAGGUGCACAGGUACAUAGUAUUCAAGAUCGACGAGGGAUCGCGGCUAGUCACCGUUGACAAAGUCGGCGGCUCCGGCGAGGGAUACGACGACCUCGCGGCGGCGCUGCCCAAGGACGACUGCCGGUACGCCGUCUUCGACUUCGAUUUCGUCACCGUCGAUAACUGCCGGAAAAGCAAGAUCUUCUUCAUUGCAUGGUCUCCGACGGCUUCGAGAAUUAGGGCAAAAAUAUUAUAUGCAACCUCUAAAGCUGGGUUGAGAAGGGCAUUGGAUGGAAUUCACUAUGAGCUCCAAGCUACGGACCCGACGGAGAUGGGGUUCGAUAUAAUUCAAGACCGGGCUAAGUAAUUAUAUCAAAAAUAAUGAAAUCCGGUUUUUUGGUAUCUAAAUUACUUACUUUUAAAUUAAUAACUUUUAUUUGGAAUUUUCUCAUUGUACUUUUGUGAUCUUUUGUAGACUAAUGUAAGUUGAUCCUCUAAUUUGUAAUAAUAACAAUAAUUAUUGUGA
Malania oleifera is the source of this 694-nucleotide messenger RNA. Its product is annotated as actin-depolymerizing factor 5. The record is from RefSeq and is a predicted model, not a curated record. Gene Ontology annotation, cellular component: cytoplasm; actin cytoskeleton. The transcript has 3 exons. The coding region runs from base 104 to 535 and encodes 143 amino acids. NCBI's taxonomy places the organism in Eukaryota, Viridiplantae, Streptophyta, Magnoliopsida, Santalales, Ximeniaceae. Gene Ontology annotation, molecular function: actin filament binding. Gene Ontology annotation, biological process: actin filament depolymerization; actin filament bundle assembly.